CGACGUUCAAUUUUCUCUGACUUCUCCCUUGCAACCCAUGACAAGUUGAAGUCGCUGUAUGUCGCGGGCCAACAGUACUCACGACAAUGCUGCUGCAGGAGCCGAGGAGCCGGGAAUCAUGACAGAGGUAAUUCGGGCUAUGAGCAGUGAGCUCAGAAGGGCUCGUACGGAGCAGGAUCGACUACAUGCCGAGAACGAGCGACUGCAGCAAGAGCUCGACGGCGCGUGUCUAACGCUGCGAGCGCUCAGGGAAGGUGAAGACGAGAAGUCACCGACGGUGGAUCAUACUCGCUAUUCGAAGCUAUACGAAGAGGCACGUCAAGAGAUUGACAGGCUCACUCAAGAGAGAGAUGGGGAAAGAUCCCAUCAUGAAGUAGCUAUGGAGGAAAUACAAGGGAAGCAUCUUAAGCUUAAAGACAAGUACAAGGCAGCGAAAGCUUCACUAGCAGAGCACAAGACGGAAUUGAGCCGAAUUCGGAAUGCAACUGCGAAUGCAUUUGCAGAGUUGUCGGAAGUCAGAGCGCCAUCGUCUCGAAAACGAAAAGAAAGGACAGAGGACGACCACACCCCGAUCAUUACGCAGGAGGCGAAGGCAAAACGUAGGCAAACCUUAGAGUCUCAACCCGAUCUGCCGGCUUCUGAGGCUGGUCCCGCGGUGCAUACUCAGGCACUCACUAUCCAAGAUACACACGCAAACCUCAGUAAAGAUACACUGGACGUCCGAAGCUUCCUCGAUGUGAAUCAGGGUGAGAUAUUGAAAGAGCCAUCCUUACGACAUUGCCAAUGGCUCUCUGGGCACGAGAAGUGGACAGACUUCAAGGCCAAGCUGGCUUCAGCACGGUGAGCGUCAAUCUCACUACUGUUCGCCCGCGCCCAUUGAACAAUGAUUUGCCCUAGCCUCGACCUCCAGACGAUCUAUUGUCCGCCCGAGAGCAUCAUCUGGUCUCCGCGGUCAACCAUGCGUUGUUUAUUUAUCCACCCUUACAUUGCUACGUCUC
Fomitopsis serialis is the source of this 998-nucleotide messenger RNA. RefSeq lists its product as uncharacterized. The record is from RefSeq and is a predicted model, not a curated record. The transcript is spliced from 6 exons. Bases 59 to 844 code for a protein of 261 amino acids. NCBI's taxonomy places the organism in Eukaryota, Fungi, Basidiomycota, Agaricomycetes, Polyporales, Fomitopsidaceae.